UUUGCUUAGUUUUUCCUAAUCAGUAUGUACUACAUUUAUUUUUAAUCUUCCAAUCUCACCAUUGAAAUCUUAACAAUGCAGUGUGCAAUUAAUAACGAAUAUGUAUGUAUCUGCUAUGAAUUACAGCGCCUCUUAUAUCUUCAGCAGGGACCUCUCCAAGUUGGCGACGCUGAGGGAGAGUGCACUUUUCACAGCAUUGGCUGUGGCUGAUGCCGGUGAAAAGGAACAACUGGAAAGAAUUGUGAUGCGGAUUCCUAACCUGCCUUUGAAUUACAUGCUUGACAGCAAACCUGUGAAAUACACAAAAAGCAUCAAGUGUAGCAAGUACCCGACCUUGUAUGAUAUUCAGUUUAACAACAUCUACUGGCAAGUCCUCCACACCACAAACGGAACCUUUUACUUAUACAGUGCCUUUUUUGACAAUCGUCCAGCAUCCCCUGAAAAGCCGUCCGUUCGCAUUUUGGCCAUGGUAGAUCGUGUCACCCCUGCCGUUACCACCCGCUGCCAGCUCUGGUAUGAAGGCGAAAAGGAGCCAAUCGUAUCCAAGAUUUCCGAAUACAAAUAUAUUUGGGUUAAAUCAUAUGGUAAUUACAAGAAUGGUAUCUUGCAACCUUACCUUCUUCAAUGCAUUGUCCCUAAGGAUUUCAACAAGCGAGUGCCGCUCUCAGUAUCCCUGGUGGAAGAUCGAUGUGAUCCCCCCAAAAAUAACUUGCGAGUCAUUAACAAUCUCCCAGGUGAAGGUGGAAAGGAAAACUUUGCUGUUUGUGUCAAAGGAAUAAGUGGAUCACAAGACAACAGCUUGAAAAUGGUAGAGUGGUUGGAGUUGAUGUUCCUUCUCUCUCUGACUGACUGUCGUGGUGAGCGGACGUCCAUACCUGAGCUGCGCGCUACCACACUGCCUACACCACCUGAUCGCUUUGUUUACGUAUUUCGCCAGCCAGUCCCUUGCACUGGCUGCUCCAGCAACAAGAUGACAAAGACAAGAGGACAACAUAACCAGGCGGCCGGUCAGACAGCCCAGCAGGGUACGUCUACUGGGCCAGCAGCUUCGUCAGUUCCUCCAGUGGUUUCCUCACCUACCCCUUCUGCGCCAUCAGUGCUGACCACCACCAACGUGACUAACCCUGUGUGUACCUCACCCGCCGACCUUCUGAGUCUCGUUACCGCUGACACUGCCACCAUAUCAGAGGAAGGUAAAACUAUUGUUAACACCAUUGUGAAAGCUGUGCAGAUCCUAAUUAAUCAGAAAGACCAGACAAUAGAAAAGAUGCAAAAUCACAUUGUUCAACUUGAAAACAAAAUUGCAGAAUUAGAAAAUGAAAUUGAAGAAGAAAAAGAAAUGCUGGAAAGAAAAGUUGGUGAUCUGAAGAAAGAGUUGGCAGGCAUAGAAGGUUCCUUGAGAGAUGCUGAGGAAAAAAGUACCAAGCUGCAACACCAACUCUCCAGUAAGGUUGAAGAACUGAAGAAGCAACAGAAUAUCAUACACAAGAGCAGCAGAAAGGAUCAGCGCUUGUUUAGCCAGACCACACUUGCCCUCGCCGGCUCUUAG
This is a messenger RNA of Portunus trituberculatus (swimming crab), 1549 nucleotides long. RefSeq lists its product as uncharacterized. Bases 101 to 1549 code for a protein of 482 amino acids. Lineage: Eukaryota; Metazoa; Arthropoda; Malacostraca; Decapoda; Portunidae. The transcript is spliced from 4 exons. The record is from RefSeq and is a predicted model, not a curated record.